Molecule: messenger RNA, 2313 nt
Organism: Entrophospora candida
Lineage: Eukaryota; Fungi; Glomeromycota; Glomeromycetes; Entrophosporales; Entrophosporaceae
Source: the annotation of a GenBank genome assembly
AUGCAAAAAAGUGAUAUUAGAAAAGCUAAUCCUUAUGAUUUAGAUCCAGAAGUUAAAUCUAUUCUAAAAAUAGAAACUUUUCAACAAGGAAAGUUUACAACUCAUGAUUUCGUAGAAAAAACUUCUACAAAUCUGUUAAAACAUGCCAAUCCAAAAACAUUUGAUCCAAAACCAUUUAUAAGAACUUUUGAAAGAUCAAUCGAUGAAUUGUUAAAGCUUCGUGAAAGUGUACAAGAAGAAAGUAAGGUAUUCGAGGCAACUGUGCAAUUAACGGAAGAUGGACAUCGUAAAAAAUUACUUGAAUUAAAAACAGCUUUUGAAGAUGUUGUACAUUCUUUUGAAUCAUUAGAAACUAGAAUUAACGAAGUUGGUAACACUGCUAUAAGAAUCGGCGAACAAUUGGAAAUAAUUGAUAAACAAAGACUUCGUGCAUCCGAAUCAAAGGAUCUCAUUGAAUAUUUUAUGGCUUUUAAUCGUGGUGACAUUGAAAAAUUAGAAAAUCUUCGUACAUAUGGCGGAAAAGAUGGACAAUUAAAGGCUGCAGUUAUUGCUAGAAGAUUAAAUGCCAUUGCAAAAGAUGUUGACAUUCCUGGCGCUGAAGCUGCAAGAGAACGUAUUGAGAAAUAUUGUGAAAUUUUAGAAAAAGAGUUGCUUGAACAAUUUGAUAGAGCGUAUAAAGAACGAAAUUUAAAAACCAUGCAGCAUUAUGCAAAAACGUUGCAAGAAUUCAAUGGUUGUGAAUCAUGUGUAAAAUUAUAUGUAAAUCAACAUCAAUUUUUUAUAACAAAAAUCAACGUUGGUGAAAAAAAAGAGUUUCUUUCUAGUCCAGGUUGGGAUGAUCUACCAAAUCCUCGAAUUCCUCCUCCUCCUAUCGAUCAAGGGCUCAUUGUAUUUUAUGAAGAGAUUAAAAAUACCGUGAUAAAAGAAGCUAUUAAUAUCAAUGCUGUUUUUCCAAAUCCAAUUGGCGUGAUGCAAGUUUUUCUGCAACGUAUUUUUGCUCAAUUGAUACAAACUUAUUUAGAAAGUCUUUUAUCGCAUGCUGAAAAUAAUUCAACUUUGGCUUACUUAAGAUCAUUGGCAGCUGUUCGUGCAGCAACCACAGAUCUAGUUACGAGUUUAAAAAGUGUAGAAAUACGUCAAGAAGGAAGUACCAAAGAUAAUGUAAAUACUAAAAAUGAGGAAGACACAAAAAAGAAUAAUACAAUAGCAGAAGUAUUGGAUCAAUGUAUUGAAGAUUUGUUUGUUCCAUAUACUGAAGGUGAACGUUACCUGGAGAAAGAAAAAAGAUCUCUUAUGGAAUUGUAUUCUUCCUUGCUUCUUAAAUUUACUGCCUAUCAUGCACAACAAAAACAUGCAAGAAGUGGAAGUUUAUUUCAACGUGCAGUUAAUCAAAUAACAUCGUCAUCAAAUCCUAAUCAAUUUGGUGGAGCCAAUCUAAUGGAAAUUCCAGUAACUGAUGAUGAUGGAAAUUUAGGAGUAGACACUGCUACACUUAUGCUUAAAAUUCAUGCAGAAGCAAGUAAACGUUCUGUAAAAUUGUGUCCUCCAUCUGAACUUCCAAAAAUAGCUAGUGCUUUGUUUAAUGUCUUGUUAGAUUUUAUUGGAAGACAAUAUGUGGAUGUGGCUUUAGAAUCAUGUUUAGAGCUUAUGGCUGCAAUGGAUUCAAAAAGUGAAACAGAUUUUAGCGUCUUCGCUGUUGUAAAGGUGGCAAGAGAUAUCAUACACUUGGAACAAAAUCAUUUCCAAGCAGUAAUCUUGCCUUUAGCGUCUCCUUCGUUAGCAAUUCAUCGUGAAAUCACAUCUGAUAAGAAUAAGUUUAUGAUGGGAGUAGAAAAUAAAAUGAAUUCUGCUGUUCAAAAAAUGAUAGAUGAGUAUAUUAAAAAAGUUAAUGUAAAUAUGAACAAAUAUCUUGACGGCAAGAAUUUUGAAAAUUUUUUGACCGAAGUAGGAAUUUUGUUUCACAGGGAUAUUACCAAAUAUCAAGAAACCUUUGCAUCUUUCAAAAUUCCUCAAUUAGAUGAGCGAUUUGAGUUAUUGCAUCAAUUAGGAAACUUGUUUGUCGUAAAGCCUGAGAUACUUAAAUCAGUUCUUAAUGAAGGUUACCUUGCCAAACUUGAGAUUAGAUAUGUUAUUCCCUACCUUCAAAUGCGCACUGAUUUCAAAUCAGCUGGUAUUGAUAGUCUGCUGGGCGCAUCUGCAGAAACUGGUAGUAAUGAAAGAAAUUUCCACGAUAAAGCUAGAGCUAGAUUAACAUCAAUGGGACUUAAUAUUGGUUUUGGUGAAAGCGGAAGGAAAUGGAUGACACUUGCAUAA